Messenger RNA from Mizuhopecten yessoensis (Yesso scallop), 1934 nucleotides. RefSeq lists its product as uncharacterized. NCBI's taxonomy places the organism in Eukaryota, Metazoa, Mollusca, Bivalvia, Pectinida, Pectinidae. Bases 716 to 1750 code for a protein of 344 amino acids. Gene Ontology annotation, biological process: DNA recombination; DNA integration. The transcript is spliced from 5 exons. The record is from RefSeq and is a predicted model, not a curated record. Gene Ontology annotation, molecular function: DNA binding.
CGCGCGAGCUGCGUUAAGUUUAGCUCGUAAACCACAUACUUAUCAAUAUCAUUGUCUUGGCAAUGGAGCUAACUUAUGAACGUGUCGCUGUAAAUGAUCGAGUUAAAAUUAGAGUCGGUGUUUUCCUAUUCCUAUUUAUAGUGUCCAUGAAAUACUUGGAGAAGGAACUAGACGAUUUCAGGUGAGCGAUACAGGCCCUCUGGUCCCCUUGUUUUGUCUGUUUAAUGUAGACGAUGAUCCUGAAGGCGACCUGUAAUGCCGCAUAGCGCCAUACAACAAUGCCCUACACUCACCACCACUCCUCUCAGCCCUCCGGGAUGUUCUACACUCACCACCACGUUGCCCCUCAUCCCUUCGGGUUUCUGGAAGAUAUUCGAGCAGAACUUGACCUCACCCGAGCCUACAUACAGAGUGCGGAGAUGGGAACCGUCACUCCACUGCUGAAACAGGAACUCCGCUACAAGAUCCGGACAAGGCGCCUAUCCGAGGGCAGGAGCGAACUUCCGGUUUCAGAGAUCACACCCAAAUCAGUGGAGAAGUUGACAGUUGACGACAUCAGGAGGAGGAUAGUACGACAAAAACAAAACAAAAAAUCGACCAAACGGAUUAGACAACGAGAGAUAAAAAGAGAAGAUGAACUCAGGAAGCUUGUUUACAAGAAAGUGAUAAUGACGGAAUACCAAGUGAUGAUGAUACUAUUUUUGCAACAGUAAGCAUGGCAGAACUUCUUGGGGUAGUACCACCCGAUAUAUCAGAAUUGUUGAAUGAAGCAAUAAGCAGCAUUGAUACUGUUAACCCUCCAACAGAACCAAAAACUGAUCAAAAUAAUGUUCAUCAAACUGAAGAAUGUGACCAGGAACCUGAAGCCAAGAAAUCAAGAUUCUCAAGUGUCUCUAGUCAUGAUUUGGAGCAAUUAUUUGCGGAAAGACAAGGACCAAGCACUAAAAAAAAUACAGCCUGGGGGGUGAAAAUAUUUCAAGAAUGGAACAAGGAGACAACAGGAGCACACUUGGAUAUGGGAAUUGUUCCUGUCCACCAACUUGCUGAAAGUCUGGGAAAAUUCUACUGUGAAGCUCGGCUUCUCCCCAAAAAUGAAAAUGACGUAGAGAAUCUGUACCACAGGAACAGCCUCAUCAGCAUAAGAACAGCAAUCAACCGUCAUUUAUCAGACAUUCACAGGAAUGUUGAUAUUGUUCGCGACACAGAGUUUAAAACGCCCAAUGGUAUACUUGAUGGGUUACUGAAACUGAGUUUGUUUAACCAAUUUGACAAAAGUGCAGUAAUGAAACCGAUCGAAUCGGCAAUAUGGUACACAAAUAAAUCUUUGUCAAAACGCACAUUCGCGAAAUUCAUGUCCAACAUAUGUGUGGCAGCCAAGAUCGACAAAAAGUACACCCCUCAUUGUCUCCGAGCAAAAGCUAUACAGCUCCUGAACGACCAAGGUUAUGAGGCACGACAUAUCAUGUACAUGAGUGAUCACAGAUGCGAGUACAACAGAAAUGUAGCAAAUCACCAGAAGAAAGCACUCAGUUCAUCAUUGUCCGCCAUCGUCCAACCGAAAGCGAAACAUGGCGUGCUCGAGGUUCAGUCAUACGCUACAUCACCUCCGAGCGACUUAACAGUGUCACUACCGAACUUACAGGUAUCUUCUGGUUUGAUCCCGAACACCAGCUCACUGUCUCAAGUGUCUGUGAGGUCCACACACAAUUUUACGCCUGGAUUUUUCAGCAAUUCAACCUUCUCCGGUUGAACAAUCACCAUCAACAACCUGCCGGACUGCAAAUAACUCUGACCUGAUUACUGCGGGCUUCCGUUGAGUGCGUGCGCCGGAUAUAGGUCGGAACAUGUUUUACAACACUUGGAUAGUUAGUUACAAAAUGUUAUUUGUUACUAUUUUGUGAAUUGAGAAUAUGAUAUAUAUAAAGUAAAAACAU